AUGUUAUCAAGAGUUAUAAUCAAGCCUGCAAUAUUUGCUCGUAGCUUUGCAUCUACAGCAAUCAUAAGGAAUUCAGAAUUGGCCAAGCCUACAGAUUCUGCUGGGAAAGAAAUCGUAUCAGGUGCCCCAAGAGACCUUGUUACUAGUAGGGUAGUCAGGAUAUAUCAAGAAGCCAAGCCAGCCACACAAUCAGGACACCACAAUGGUCACAACUGGAAGUUGGACUGGGACGUUUUGGGUAAAGGCAACAGAUGGGAGAACGACUUGAUUGGGUAUCAAUCAUCCUCCGAUUACAUGCAAGGAACUAUAAUGAAAUUCGACACCAAGGAAGCUGCUAUUAGGUUUGCCGAGAACCAAGGUUGGGACCAUUACGUCCAGGAGCCCAAGAAGUUACACUUCAGAAAGAAGGAAUAUGCUGCCAACUUUUACCACUCAUCUGGUCCAUUGAAACAUAUCAGAACUAAGUAG
This is a messenger RNA of Lodderomyces parapsilosis, 468 nucleotides long. RefSeq lists its product as uncharacterized. The transcript has a single exon. Gene Ontology annotation, biological process: electron transport chain. The record is from RefSeq and is a predicted model, not a curated record. Lineage: Eukaryota; Fungi; Ascomycota; Pichiomycetes; Serinales; Debaryomycetaceae. Bases 1 to 468 code for a protein of 155 amino acids.